UCAGCCAAAGAACUUCUCAAGGACGAGUUCCGGCCGUGGUGGGAGUCGCAGGCCGAGAAGAAGGUCGUUUCCGCCAAAGAGUUCUUCAAAGAGGACGACCGACCUUGGUGGGAGGAGGCCACGGCCGCCGAGGACGGCUCCAGGGCCCCGGGGAUGGUGGCGUCGUUAAAAAAAAGCUCGGUGGCUGCGUCAUCUGCUGAGGGAGAAGUCGAGAGUGACGAGGAAAGUGGAGACGAAAGCGAAGAGGAGAGCCUAGAAUUCGAGUCCUACGAGGAGUCCACGAGGACCGAGGACUAUGAGGACGCCACCGAAAGCAUGAUGAGCGACUCCAGUACCAUGUACAGCGCCAGUGAAGGUGAGCGCCUCCAGGCAAAGAUCGUGUUCAAGGAAAAGCCCUGGUGGGAGACCGAGGGGGGCGGCGGACACGGGUCGCCAGAGAGACAGGUGCCAGAUGACGUGAGUGAAGUGAGCGAAGCCACCGAGACCCUGGACAUGGACGGCAGCGAGAUCAGUGAGAUGACGACUGAGGUGUCACAGGGGUCCAUCGGGGAACCAGACACUUCGAUCAAGUUCAUGCGAAGAGAAAGGGAUGUUAUGAGGAGACUCAGGGACAAGGGGGAGGAAGAGGAGGAGGAGGAGGAGGAGGAAGAGGAGGAAGAAGAUGAGGAAGAUGGAGAUGAUCUUGAAAAUGAGGAAGAGGAAGAAGAAGAUCAGGAAAAGGAAGAAGUACCUUCUAUUGAAAGAAAGUAUAAAACAAAUGAAGAUGAAGAUGAAGACGAAGAAGAGUGUGAGAGUGAAAGUGAGGAAGUAAAGAGCGAAGAUGAAAUUGAAGACAUACCCGAUGAGGAACUCGAAGAAACAGAUCUCAAACUGGAAGAAUUGGAUGAGGAAAUUGAGAAAAGUACCAAGACUGAAGACGUUUCAGUAGUUUCACAAAAUACAGAUAUCACUGAGGAAACCAAACCCACCAAAGACAAAGAGGAACCGAUCCAAGCAAACCAAGAACCUGUAAGUGAACCUGUAGUUAAAGUGGAGGAAAAAGCUUCCCCUAAUCUUGAGAAAGUUGAGACGUCGAUCACAGUCUCGAGAGGUAGAUCUCUCUCGCCGGAAAGAACGCCCGGAACAAAGACAGAAACGGUGAGUAAACCGGAUGAAAUUCCUUUGAAGGAGAAUACCAAUAACAUAGACAUAGAAAUCACUAAUCCAGAGAGUUUAACAGAACAUUUACUUAGCGUUCAGCAGAUUGAGGGAAAUUUGCAGAAAUCGGAUUCUCAAACGAGUGGCUAUGACUCAAGUUUAUCUUUGUCAGAGAGUAAGGCUCGAGAUCUUUCCAGAGACUCUGGGUGUGAUAUAUCUGUUGGAGAAGCUGAGAAAACUGUUGAUAAGGAAACCAAGAACGAGUCUCAGAAAGAGACUGGGCCCAACACCGACAAAGGCAUUCCUGUUGAACCAUCAGAAACUAUCGAAAUCAUCCCAGAAGAAACUAUCGAGCAGACGGAGGGGAAUGUGAAGGUCCAAUCUACUGUCGGAAACAAAAUCAUAAUACAGCUUAAGCUGGAAAGUGACAUUUCUCCAGACAACAAAGCUGGCAACAUAAGUGUCAAAGCUUCUGAAGAACAAGAAAAAAUUGACAAAAAGAAGCAAGAGAAAUGUGAAGAUCAGAAAUCCUAUGCAGCAGCAGUGAAAGAAGCCACAGCAAAAUCGCCCAUUCAGAAGAAAAGAGCCGAUGAGACAUCCAGUGCAAGUAAGGAUCUUGAUUCGCUGGAAAGCAAUGCAGAUCAAAGCAUGGCCAAAGAAAGUGUAGACAAGGUCGUAGUGAAUAAAAUGGAUGCAUGUUUAGCAAAGGUAGAUGCAAGUUUAGCUUGGGUAGAUGCUAGACUGACAAGAGAUGGUCACAAAACUUCCACCGAAAAUUUACCACAAAAAGACGUUGACAAGGAUAAGGUUACCUAUGCUGGCAUUGUCAAAAGUGGAGCUAAAAUCAAUAUUCCUCAACUGAUAGACAAGAAAACGAUACAGCCCAACUCCUCCUGACAAAAAGACUCAG
Molecule: messenger RNA, 2047 nt
Organism: Penaeus chinensis
Lineage: Eukaryota; Metazoa; Arthropoda; Malacostraca; Decapoda; Penaeidae
Product: cilia- and flagella-associated protein 251-like
Exons: 1
Coding region: 154-2034 (626 amino acids)
Source: RefSeq, a predicted model, not a curated record